Schistocerca americana (American grasshopper) is the source of this 1677-nucleotide messenger RNA. RefSeq names its product E3 ubiquitin-protein ligase FANCL (gene Fancl). The record is from RefSeq and is a predicted model, not a curated record. Gene Ontology annotation, cellular component: nucleus; Fanconi anaemia nuclear complex. The coding region runs from base 178 to 1302 and encodes 374 amino acids. Gene Ontology annotation, molecular function: ubiquitin protein ligase activity. The transcript has 10 exons. Gene Ontology annotation, biological process: interstrand cross-link repair; protein monoubiquitination. NCBI's taxonomy places the organism in Eukaryota, Metazoa, Arthropoda, Insecta, Orthoptera, Acrididae.
GCAAGUCGCGAGUGGCAUUUGUUGUACGGUGCGUGUAAUUUAAAAUAUAUUUACAUUCUGGGUAGCAUGAUCUGUGAUAUCCAAAGAAGAAAAUAGCUAUUCCUCUAAGUAGUACAAGGCAAAAAUUCAGUUUCCAUCGACAAGCAGCAGGAACAUUGUGGGUAAAAAAUACGUGUAAUGGAUGAUCAACUAUUAAUUCUCAAAAACUUUCCGCUGCUGGUACCCCACAAUAGAGAAUUUACGUUUUACGAUGGGUUUAUAUGUGUUAAGGGUGCUGAAUUCAGAAUAUCACUCAAUGUCCCACAUUAUCCAGCACUGAAAGAUAUGCAUCUGGAAUGUUCAUGGGAUAUAAGUGCCCUUCUGCGCGGAAAGGAGAACGCAAUAACACAGAUUCAAGAAACCUGCCAUACACUUCAUGAAUUUUUGGAAGCACUAUGUACAUUGACGGCUGAACAGAUGAGUGACAGCCAAGGUACAGCCAAUGUAACUACAAGAACAUACAUUAACAUCAUGGAAGAACUGGCAUCAGUGAACCCAGCUUACAUAUCACAUUUGUCUGUAGCACAACAGCAGGUUGUUCUCCAGAAAAUUGAUUCUGCUGGGAGGAAACAUUAUCUAUCGUUGUCAGGAAUUGGAGAACCAAGUCCCCGAGUUUCUGCAGAUCUACCUCAGCAGGCCCUGGCUGUUGUUCGUGCUAAGGGUCCAUCUGUGGGAUCAAUGUACAGAGUAUUUUGUCAACAAGUGGCUUCCUUGCAAAGGUUCUGGACAGUCAUGCAAGAGGUUGAUUCUUCUUGUUGGGUCAUAGAUCCUGAAGAACCAAACCUACGUGAUACUGCUCGGAGGAUCAUCAUUGGUGAAAAUGUCUCUUUGCAACUGCAGGUGAAUCCAUGGGAUCCUUGUUCUCGUCCUGAUAUCAAAUUUCUAGGGCCAGAAAAAACUGUGUCAGAGUUCCGUGAGAGACUCAUUUACAGAUUUGAGGAAUGGGAUUCUGAGAGCAGCCUUCCAGACAACCUUAAAUCAGUUUUGGGUUUCGAAAGCUUUCCUGAGAAACCAGAAGGUACUGGUGAGGAUGAGGCAAACCUUUUGAUACGACCAGGAGAAUGUUUUGUUUGCUUUUCAGUUCGCUUGGAGGGUAGCUUGCCAUCAGAGGCUUGUCCAUCUGAAAGAUGUGGCAGCAUAUUUCACAUGGACUGUCUUUAUCAGUUGCUGAUGUCACUUCCCACCAGCCACCGUAGCUUCAAUAGAAUUAGUGGGGAGUGUCCCAGCUGUGGUGCUGCAAUAUCGUGCCCAAUCCCUGGUUGAAGUGAAGCCAUCAGUUCAUCAGUUGACAAAGAUGUUGCAGUACGCAUAUAUGGUCUAUGGUCUGGCAUUGUCAUACUCACAGAGAUGGUGCUCCAUGUGUGGACAAACUCUUCGAAUUUGAAACUUGAUUACAAUACGCUUUUCUAAUGCACUGACACAGUUAUAUUACAACUGGUACAUUACAUGUUACAAUUCGCAGGCUUCUAGUGAUAGAGGGCUGUAAAUAUGUAGACAUGACGAAUAAAGACGUAGAACCCUAAUAACAGUUGUUUUAUUUAAAGAGCUUGAAGGGUUUUCACAUAAAAAAUUUGGAGGUACUACUCUGGACUUAAUUUAGAUUAAAUAUAUUGAAUGACAUAUUUUAACCAUCGUGUG